This is a messenger RNA of Saccoglossus kowalevskii, 831 nucleotides long. Its product is annotated as oleosin GRP-17-like. The record is from RefSeq and is a predicted model, not a curated record. NCBI's taxonomy places the organism in Eukaryota, Metazoa, Hemichordata, Enteropneusta, Harrimaniidae.
AUGUCACUGAGCAAACUGGGGAUGUCACCGAGCAAACUGGGGAUGUCACUGAGUAAACUGGGGAUGCCACUGAGCAAACUGGGGAUGUCACUGAGCAAACUGGGGAUGCCACUGAGCAAACUGGGGAUGUCACAGAGCAAACUGGGGAUGCCACUGAACAAACUGGGGAUGCCACUGAGUAAACUGGGGAUGCCACUGAGCAAACUGGGGAUGUCACCGAGCAAACUGGGGAUGCCACUGAACAAACUGGGGAUGCCACUGAGCAAACUGGGGAUGCCACUGAGCAAACUGGGUAUGUCACUGAGUAAACUGGGGAUGUCACUGAGCAAACUGGGGAUGUCACUGAGCAAACUGGGGAUGUCACCGAGCAAACUGGGGAUGCCACUGAGCAAACUGGGGAUGUCACUGAGUAAACUGGGGAUGCCACUGAGCAAACUGGGGAUGUCACUGAGUAAACUGGGGUUGUCACCGAGCAAACUGGGGAUGCCACUGAGCAAACUGGGGAUGUCACUGAGUAAACUGGGGAUGCCACUGAGCAAACUGGGGAUGUCACUGAGCAAACUGGGGAUGCCACUGAGCAAACUGGGGAUGUCACCGAGCAAACUGGGGUUGUCACCGAGCAAACUGGCGAUGUCACUGAGUAAACUGGGGAUGCCACUGAGCAAACUGGGGAUGUCACUAAGUAAACUGGGGGUGCCACUGAGCAAACUGAGGAUGUCACUGAGCAAACUGGGGAUGCCACUGAGCAAACUGGGGAUGCCACUGAGCAAACUGGGGAUGUCACUGAGUAAACUGGGGAUGCCACUGAGCAAACUGAGGGAUGCUCACUGA